AGAUUUCAUUAGAAACGUUUUCCUCUUCUAGAGUAACAUUUCAAUGUUUGCAAGUUGACCUGACGGACAAUAUUGUGAAACACUCUGAAAGAGGAAAAACAUAUGUUACAGCAAGUUAAUGUGAAAUAGGGCACGGAUACAUGCCAUAAAACCGUGUUAGUGCGCUGAGGUUUGAUGUUUGAUGGAGGAAAGCGGAGUACCCGGGGAAUAUCCACGUGAUUGGGCAGGUGAACCCAUAACUGUUCACGUCUGACCGGGGAAUCGAACCCCGGCCGUCCUAGGUGAAAGGGAGGGCAUUCUUGAAAAGUGUUUAAGGAUCCCAAAUAUGUCUCACCAAAGCAAAAACCAGUACCCGGAGCUGCCAACUCAAUUCCUGUGUGGUCAGUGCAAUGGUAUCUUAAUACGUCCCCUGCAGCUAGGAUGCGGUCAUCUCGUCUGUGAAAAAUGUCUGGAUGACCUGUUUGGUGACAGUGCAAAGACCGUGUGUCAGAUCAACGGAUGUGGAAAACACAUUCAUAAAAAUGAGCGAUCUAAUCAUAUAACGGAAGAAAAGUAUCGAGAAGAUGAUGAAGAGGAAGCAUUCGAUGGAACAUCUAUCCGAGAGGACUUUAAGAGACUGAGUGAAAUCCAAAAGAAAAUUCUGGAACGUGUUGGGGAUUUGAAGGAGCAAAACAAAGAAGUGGAGGACCAUAUCAAGGAUGCGCGAGCAGUCAAACGGGUGCAGAACAAAAUAAGGGUGACUGAUGUACGUCUCUACGAGUUGGAUGAUAAAGUCCAACAUCUAUGGAGUAGAAAUUAUGACGGGCUGUUGAUAUGGAAAAUCCGGGACUAUGCCCGAAGAUGUCAGGAAGUUGGCCAUUGUAUUAACAGUCCCCCGUUCUAUUCCAGUACUUACGGGUACAAGAUGUGCGGGCGGAUCUAUCUGAACGGAGACGGGAUGGGCCACGGGACACACCUUUCCUUCUAUAUAGUCAUUAUGAAGGGAGAAUACGACGCUCUAUUACCCUGGCCUUUCCAACAGGACGUGACGCUAAUGCUGAUGGACCAGGAUACGAGAACACAAAACUUGUCGGAUACCUUCAAACCCGACCCUGAAAACACCAGUUUCGGGAAACCAGAGACAGACAUGAACAUUGCUUCCGGAGUCCCACAGUUUGUAGAGCACAGUGUUUUGGAAUCGCCUACCUACCUGCAGGAUGACACCAUCUACCUGAAAAUUAAGGUGGACGUUGACAACAUUCCUGACCUGGCUGUGACAUCUGACCAAGGUCAAGUUCAUGACGUGGAAGGUGUGGAAGAAGAAGGUCAUUAAGUUCGGCAGUAGUCAUUUCAGCUGAUUGUUUUAAAGGUUAGAUUCCAUAUGUGUACAUAUCAUUGUUUUAAAAAUGUUCACGAGCAUUUUUUGUAAAUAUAUGCUUUAACUAAUGAAACUAUGAAUUGUGAGUAAAUAUUUGUUUGAGAUAAUGUUUAACUUUUGUUUAUUGUUUGUUAUCAAAUAAUUGUAUUUAAUGUAAAUCAUAGCAUCAAUUUAUAUAUUACUUAAUUUGACGAUGAUAGAUGUGUUAUUUUAUUGAUUUUUUUUUAUUAUUAUGAAUUUAUUACAAUGUAACUUAUUGAAUAUACCAACUUAAUGUGAAUUGAAUAAUAAAAUUAAGUCCAUUU
Mizuhopecten yessoensis (Yesso scallop) is the source of this 1662-nucleotide messenger RNA. Its product is annotated as TNF receptor-associated factor 3-like. The record is from RefSeq and is a predicted model, not a curated record. NCBI's taxonomy places the organism in Eukaryota, Metazoa, Mollusca, Bivalvia, Pectinida, Pectinidae. Bases 326 to 1312 code for a protein of 328 amino acids. Gene Ontology annotation, molecular function: protein binding; zinc ion binding. The transcript is spliced from 6 exons. Gene Ontology annotation, biological process: regulation of apoptotic process; tumor necrosis factor-mediated signaling pathway; regulation of canonical NF-kappaB signal transduction. Gene Ontology annotation, cellular component: plasma membrane signaling receptor complex.